Molecule: messenger RNA, 5973 nt
Organism: Myxocyprinus asiaticus (Chinese sucker)
Lineage: Eukaryota; Metazoa; Chordata; Actinopteri; Cypriniformes; Catostomidae
Product: zinc finger protein 501-like
Exons: 2
Coding region: 4729-5973 (414 amino acids)
Biological process (GO): regulation of transcription by RNA polymerase II; central nervous system development
Cellular component (GO): nucleus
Molecular function (GO): RNA polymerase II cis-regulatory region sequence-specific DNA binding; DNA-binding transcription factor activity, RNA polymerase II-specific
Source: RefSeq, a predicted model, not a curated record
GCAAAGUUCUCCGAGUUGGUCAAAAGAGAGAAAGAUGUUGAAAAAAAAAUCGAUUAUCUGGAGUCUUCUGAAAGGGAAUUAUCCGCUAAUCCGCCUGCGUCCAAAACAGACUUGGAAUGCAUUUUGGAAAAACUGGAAUAUCUUGAAAAUAUGAGCUGAAGGAACAAUAUACAAAUUGUUGGAAUUCCUGAGCAUGAAGAGGGCAGAGAUAUGGUGAAAUUCCUGGAUGAGCUCUUCCCAAGUCUGCUCAACAUAACAGGCAAUAAACUGGAAAUCGAGGGAGCUCACAGAGAUCCGGCUUUCGGAUCUGCUGAGGGACACAGGCCCCGAUCAAUUCUGGCCAAAUUUCUGAGAUCAUCCGAUAAAGAUUUCAUGUUGCGCCAGGCGAGGAGCAAAGGAAAACUUUCUUGGAAGAAUCACAAUAUUUUCUUGUUCCCGGAUUUUGCGAAUUCGACAAGAGAGAAAUGCGAUCGGUUCAAGGAAUGUAAAAAACUCUUAAAUCAACGGAAGAUCGCUUUUGCACUGAUGUUUCCGGCCAAACUGAGAAUAGACAACAAGGACAGCAGCAAAGUAUUUUUAUGCCCCAAAAAGGCACUGGCCUUCAUACAAACUAUGGGUGAGUAAACCAUCAGGCAUUUCUUAUGUGAGUGGACUGACUCGCUGUUCAGUAUCUUGACUGUUUAAGGAAGCUGGGCGGCAUUUUUUUUUCUUUUUGCCUUGGCUCCGCCUAGCAGCUGGAGUUUGUUUUUGUGGCAUGACAUUCCAAGAAACAUUUGCAUUGAUGGAAGAUCGAAAGACUAUUACUGCAGUUUUUACACUGAAGUUCCCGGCCAGAUUGAGAAUGCACACUAUGGAUGACCGCAAAAUAUCUACAUGCCACAUAAAGGAUGUCUUUUAUAAAGUUGACGGACUGAGUAAGUCAUGGUGUAUAUUUUUUACAUGGCCUCCGAGUGAAUUUGACUCGCUCAAUACACACUUGAUCAUCCGAGGAACCGGGAUGUCUGUUUUUUUUUUUGUACUGGUUCCGCCUAGCGGCUGGAGUUUGUUUUGUGGAAUAACACUGCUUUGGGACAGUGUUGUGGAUGAAUCUGUUCGUUCUUUGUGCUUAUGCCUCCUGUUGGCUGGAGUUUGUUUUUGUGGAGUAUUUUUAAGGGACAUUAGAAUGAUUACGUCAUCUGCUGCACUCAUAACAGCUGUCUCACUGAACAAUUGUUUGUCUGGAAACUGAAUGGCUUUAUAUCAGCUGGAAUUUGUUUUGUGGAGGAACACACCUUCAAGACAGUUCUGUGAAUGAAUCUACACUUUCUUUGUGUUUAUUCUGCCUGCUGGCUGGGGCCUGUUUUACAAAGUAUUUUCCGUUAUGUAAUUUUGCCUCAAAUUUGUAUAGAUACACCGGGUUUGAGCAAUCCAAUGGCAAAGUUGUCGCGGGGACUCUCGUAUGCGUACAUGGACCUUCUGAGUUUAGAGGGAUUGACGCCGGUUGGCGCUGUCGUGCGCGGGGUUAAUGCGCACUUUUUUCUUUUUUCUGUUUGUUUUGUUCGGGGUGAAGUUCAGGGUUUGAUUGUUGCAUUAAUGUGGUCUGUAUAAUCUUGCUUUUGACACACAAUUUUUUUUUUAUUAUAUCAAUAUGUCAAAUGUUAAUGUGAAUGGAUUAUCUCUCUCCACAUGGAAUGUGAAUGGGUUGGGGCACCCCAUUAAAAGAAGGAAGGAUAUCUCUUUUCUUAAGCGUAAGAAAUAUGAUAUAGUGUUUCUUCAAGAAACACAUCUUUCCCAGCAGGAAGCUGAAAAAUUUGAGAAGAUAUGGGGUGGACAUGUUUUCUUUAGUGCUGGCUCGAGUAAGAGUAGGGGAGUUCAAAUUUCUCAAACAGAUUAAUGAUAAAUUAGGAAGAGUCAUUAUUGUUUUAGCAGACAUUCAGGGGCAAAGGUUGAUUUUGGCUAAUAUUUAUGCACCUAACGCUGAUGAUCAGGGCUUUUUUCUAGAUCUUGAAGGGAUAUUACAAGCCCCUCAUGAUAUAAUAUUGGGAGGAGACUUUAAUUUAUUGAUGGACUCAGUCUUUGAUCAUAGUGAAGCAAAAGUGUGUAAGCGUCCUAGAGCAACACUGACGCUUCACAGGAUGUGUAAAAAUGUUGGUCUUGUAGAUAUUUGGCGACUUUUGAACCCAUCUAGUAGGGACUAUACAUUUUUUCUGUUGUUGACUGCUCAAUUGGAAACAUUUUAGUCUCAGAUCAUGCCCUGGUGAGUUUAGAGGUGUUGCCACACACAGAGAAAAAGAAAUCAUAAAACUGGCAUUUAAAUUUAUCUGUAAGGGGGUUCGAGGGAAAGGAGGAGGCGAGAACCGGCUUGACAACUUAAAUAAUAAUUUAAUAAACAAUUUAUCCAAAAACACACCAACAUAAACACACACAGUACAGCUGCCAUUAAUUCUCUCUCUCUCGAACUAUCGUCCCCGGCCACCUUUAUCCCUCGCGCGCCCCAUCAGGCUGAUUGGGGACCGGGCGUGCGUCAUUCCAGCCCGGCCCCGCCCUCCUCAGCUCUACAGUAUCCCUUUUGCAAAAUCCUGAUUUCCAACAAAUGUUAAAGACUGAAAUCAACGUUUAAAUGGAGACCAACUGGUCCUCAGUAUCCUCUGUGGGCAUGGCUUGGGAGGCACUUAAGACUGUUCUUAGGGGUUGGAUCAUACCGUAUGCCUCAUUCAUCUAAAAAUCUAAAGCACAAGAACUUGUGGAGUUGGAAGGAAAUAUUAAAAGUGCAGAAGCAGAGCUGAAGCGCCGAAUGUCGUCUGAUGGCCUCAGAGAAUUGACCCGACUGAAAUAUAGAUAUAAUACUAUUUUGUUGUGGAAGGUGGAGUUUUGGUUAUUCAGGGCAAGACAGUCAUACUUUGAGUCGGGGGACAAAGCAAGGAAGCUUUUGGCUAGAUAUAUAAAGCAGAGAGAGUCUUUUUCUACCAUUCCCUCAGUAAAAUCUGCUGGUGGUGAAACCUUGGCCAUUGAUAUUAAUAAUGCUUUUAAAGAAUUCUAUCUUGAUCUCUAUAGUUCCACGUCUUCGUCUACUGAUGAAGAUAUUAGAAACUUUGUGGAACCAUUAGAACUCCCUAAAUUGACGACCGAGCAAAGAAAUUCUUUUGAUUCCGAGAUAACCUUGGAGGAGCUUGACGAGGUAAUUAAGGCCUUGCCUACAGGCAAGGCUCCCGGGCCAGACAGCUUUGCCGCUGAAUUUUUGAGAUAUUAUGCUACAGAAUUGGCUCCAAUUUUGUUAGAAGUUUAUACAGAAUCUUUAAAGAAUGGAAAGCUUCCCCCAACCAUGACAAAAGCCCGGAUCAGUCUGAUUCUUAAAAAAGACAAAGAUCCAAGUGAGUGAAAGAGUUACCGUCCAAUUUCCCUGAUCCAGCUAGAUGUAAAAAUUUUGGCAAAAAUUUUGGCUAACCGAUUAAGUAAAGUUAUGACAUCUCAUAUACAUAUAGAUUAGGUGGGGUUUAUUCGGGGCCGUAACUCUUAUGAUAACAUUAGGCGUUUCAUUAAUGUCAUGAGGUCAGUGGCGAAUAAUCAGUCUCCGGUCUCUGCCAUCUCACUUGACGCCGAAAAGGUGUUUGAUAUGGUAGAAUGGGAUUAUCUUUUUAAGAUUUUGGAAAUAUACGGGUUCGGAAAUACUUUUAUUGGAUGGAUUAAGUUACUUUAUAGACACCCGGCAGUGGUAGCUCAGCGGUUAAGGCUCUGGGUUACUGAUCAGAAGGUCGGGGGUUCAAGCCCCAGCACCGCCAAGAUGCCACUGUUGGGCCCUUGAGCAAGGCCCUUGACCCUAUCUGCUCCAGGGGCACCAUAUCAUGGCUGACCCUGCACUCUGACCCCAGCCUAGCUGGGAUAUGUGAAAAAGAAGAAUUUCACUGUAUAUGUGCAAAUGUAUAAUGUGUGAUAAAUAAAGAAAAUUAUUAUAAUUAUUAGCGGCGGUACAAACAAAUGGAUUAAUUUCAGAUUAUUUUACUCUGGAUAGGGGCACCCAGCAGGGUUGCCCUCUUUCCCGAGUAUUGUUCUGUGUUGGGCCUCAUGUAUUCAGAUAGAAGACAAAGGCAGGCCUAACACAGUCGUAAAAACCUAACUCAAGCCCCCACAUACCAGGUCGUAAAUCUUACUGAUAAAAAUUGCGCCAAAAUCAAACAAAGGGAGUCCAAAACAGACUACAAAUCCCAUGAAGCCUUGCUCACUAAAGGAUCGAACUCUCAACUCCUAUUGGAUGAGGCACACAACAGAACGUCCCUCAAACCAUGACAUCAUCAGGAGUAGAAAUACCUCUGAAAUGCUUCCGGGAUUUGCUUCCAGCAACUUUGUUCACAGAGUAUAGACGUAGCUCAUCGCUGCUCUCAUGUGCAACCUCGUGGCACAAGGAAGUAACAUCCGACUUGAAACUGUGGCCAUACAAUCUCCAUCUCGCUUGAUGAGUUGAGAUUACUCUGCGUUCAACUGCACACUCUAAUGGAUCCGAAGGAGACCGCCGAGCAAUCUGCAUCUUCAUCUGUUUGCCUGCAGAAGUGAAUAGAUUAAAGAUUUCUCUUCCAUCUUCAAUCAAGUCGACAUUUCUGAGUUCUCCGCCAGCCCGUCCAGAAUCAACAGCCGUGUCCGCCAACAGAGCGAGGAAACGGCCUCCCGUCAUCACCCGAGCCUCAAGGAACCGGGUCGGAGUUAAAGGACGGAGGAACACACAUUCUACCUGUGUCCUCAUGCGAUUCAAAGCUGAUGGAAGAGCAAGAGGAACAUCAAGAACUGAAUGAAAUGGAGGUGAAACAUCAGUAUCAGAAAUAUAAUGAUUUUAUAACUGGAGAAAAGUUGAGUUGCUCAAAGACAGAAAAUAAUUUCUCACCAAAAAAGCCUCAAAGAAGAGCAGCCAAAAAUACCUUCACCUGCUCCCAGUGUGGAAAGAAUUUCAAAUGUAAAAGCAGUCUUAAUAAACACAUGAGAGUUCAUACUGGAGAAAAACCUUACAAGUGCUCACACUGUGGAAAGAGUUUCACUCUGUCAAACAGCUUGAGAUCACACGAGAGAAUUCAUACUGGAGAGAAACCUUACAAGUGCUCACACUGUGGAAAGAGUUUCAUUCAGUCAGAAAGCUUGAAAUCACACGAGAGAAUUCAUACUGGAGAGAAACCAUACAAGUGCUCACACUGUGGAAAGAGUUUCAUUCAGUCACAAAACCUGAAAACACACGAGAGAAUUCAUACUGGAGAGAAACCUUACAAGUGCUCACAAUGUGAAAAGAGUUUCACUCUGUCAAACAGCUUGAGAUCACAUGAGAGAAUUCAUACUGGAGAGAAACCUUACAAGUGCUCACACUGUGGAAAGAGUUUCAUUCAGUCAGACCACCUAAAAACACAUGAGAGAAUUCAUACUGGAGAGAAACCUUACAAGUGCUCACACUGUGAAAAGAGUUUCACUCGGUCAGAAAGCCUGAAAACACAUGAGAGAACUCAUACUGGAGAGAAACCAUACAAGUGCUCACACUGUGGAAAGAGUUUCAUUCAGUCACAAAACCUGAAAACACAUGAGAGAAUUCAUACUGGAGAGAAACCUUACAAGUGCUCACACUGUGAAAAGAGUUUCUCUCUGUCAAACAGCUUGAGAUCACAUGAGAGAAUUCAUACUGGAGAGAAACCUUACAAGUGCUCACACUGUGGAAAGAGUUUCAGUCUGUCAAACACCUUGAGAUCACAUGAGAGAAUUCAUACUGGAGAGAAACCUUACAAGUGCUCACACUGUGGAAAGAGUUUCACUCAAUCAAUCAGCUUGAGAUCACACGAGAGAAUUCAUACUGGAGAGAAACCUUACAAGUGCUCACACUGUGGAAAGAGUUUCACUCUGUCAAACACCUUGAGAUCACAUGAGAGAAUUCAUACUGGAGAGAAACCUUACAAGUGCUCACACUGUGAAAAGAGUUUCACUCAGUCAAACAGCUUGAGAUUACACGAAAGAAUUCAUACUGGAUAG